This is a messenger RNA of Penicillium brevicompactum, 1389 nucleotides long. RefSeq names its product putative lipase. The transcript has a single exon. Gene Ontology annotation, biological process: lipid catabolic process. NCBI's taxonomy places the organism in Eukaryota, Fungi, Ascomycota, Eurotiomycetes, Eurotiales, Aspergillaceae. The record is from RefSeq and is a predicted model, not a curated record. Gene Ontology annotation, molecular function: triacylglycerol lipase activity. The coding region runs from base 1 to 1389 and encodes 462 amino acids.
AUGCACUUCACAUUGUGUCUGCUUCCCGUUCUCUCUCUCUUCAACCAAGUCCUUGGUGGAGAUGUGAAACUUCCCAUCCUUCCUAAACACCCAAGCAAGGAUGAUUUCUACAAGCCUGAGGGGGAAUCCUGGAAGACAGAGCCUGCUGGAACUAUUCUUAAAACCCGCAAUGUGACCUUCGCCUCAAGGAAACCCAAUAUACCCAGUGAUGCUCAGGCGUAUCAAUUGCUGUUUGUCACUCAAGACGUGCAUAAAGAGCCAGCCACAACAGUCACUACAAUCGUCGUCCCUGUGAACGCAAACCUCAACCGCCUCGUUUCCUUCCAGAACGCAUAUGAUUCCGCUGAUAUCGACUGCUCCCCCUCAUAUGGGUUUCUGAAUCAGGCGUCUGGUGUCGCUGUGACCUGGAACCAGGGACAAAUCUCCAUCUUAGGAGAUUUCCCCCUGGAAGGCGGCCCCGUCCUCAACAUCCCAGACUACGAGGGCUCAAAUGCUGCCUUCACAGUCGGCCCCCAGACUGCCUACCAUACCCUUGAUUCAAUUCGCGCAGCCCUGAACUCCCAACACAUCACGGGCCUCAGCUCAGAGGCAAAGACUAUCUUGUACGGCUACUCCGGUGGCGGCUUCGCAACAGAAUGGGCAACCGAAUAUCACGCGAGCUACGCUCCGGCAUUGAACAUCAUCGGAGCUGCCAUGGGCGGUCUUCCCACAAAUAUCACAAACACCUAUCUCCACGUGAAUGGUGGGAAAUUCUCCGAACUAAAUGUCCUAGCUACUUUAGGCCUAGCAAACGCCUAUUCCAAUGUUUCUGAUUACGUCGAUGAGCAUAUUUUACCCGAUUAUAAAGAUCCUUUCUUCUACCCUCGAGUGCGCUGCGGUCCACAAGCGUGUCUUGAUAGGCAGCCAUCAUUGAGCAACGUGAAUAUCUCCUUGUUGUAUGACAAUGGCGAUGCCGUUUUGCAUCAUUUCGAUGAGCUUCUGGCAGAAAUUGGCGUUAUGGGUCAGCAAAUCCGCGAGGAUAAUAGACCUCAUUUCCCCUUAUAUAUCUGGGCAGGCACGAAUGACGACGUUGUCCGCCCCGUCACAGAUAUCAUCGCUCUGGUCAGAAAGUUCAAACGUGCGGGUACCAAGGUCACAUUUAUUCCAAAGUUGGGUCAAGGUCAUGUCACUGCCUUGGUUACUGGAUCGGGGGCAGCUCGUAGGUGGAUCAACAAGCAAUUUGAGACAGCCGAGAAAUUGGCCCAGUUUGGCGGUAUCUUGGAAGAAGACAAAGAAGAUCUUCUUGUGGAUGUCACCGAAGAGGAUGACUUCGCUGACUCGUCUACCUUCAGGUCUCAGCAGAUCCUAGAUAGUGAAAGGGAUGCCCGUGAGCAUGACUUUGAACUGUGA